AUGAGACAAAAGGCCAUGCAGCAAAUCAUCCCCAGCUAUUUCAUUCACAAGGAUAAGCUGGAAGAUUUCCUCUCCACCAAGAACGAGGCUGGGUCUUUCAAGGUCACUCGGAAGCUCGACAAGUAUUACAUACAAUACCUUGUCUCCAAUGGCCAGACGCCGCAGGAACUCAGCUGGGCAAGUCUCUGUCACACCUACCGU
This is a messenger RNA of Capronia epimyces CBS 606.96, 201 nucleotides long. RefSeq lists its product as uncharacterized. The annotation marks the transcript as partial. The record is from RefSeq and is a predicted model, not a curated record. The transcript has a single exon. Lineage: Eukaryota; Fungi; Ascomycota; Eurotiomycetes; Chaetothyriales; Herpotrichiellaceae.